CAUGUCUUAAAUUGGAUGCAAUUACUCUAUAACUCUUGCAUGUCUUAAUUGAGUUUUCCACUACUACUUUUGAUUAAUAGCUACCAUGGAUGAUAAUAAUGGAGAAGCAAAGAGAAUGGAAGAAGGUUUGAAUGGCUCUAUUGUUAUUGAUCAUGAUGAAAAGGACAAAACGGUCAUUUCUCAUGAGAAAGAUCAAGGAACAAUGAAACAGAAAACAAAGAGAAUCGCAACACUUGAUGCAUUUAGAGGUUUCACUAUCGUGGUGAUGAUAUUGGUUGAUGAUGCUGGUGGGGCUUAUCCAGAAAUUGAUCACUCUCCUUGGAAUGGAUGCACAUUGGCUGAUUUUGUUAUGCCUUUCUUUCUUUUCAUUGUUGGAGUUGCCAUAGCUCUUGCAUUCAAGAGAGUCCCUAAGGUUAAAUAUGCUGUGAAGAAGAUAUUCAUUAGAACAUUGAAACUUCUCUUCUGGGGUAUACUUUUGCAAGGUGGAUACUCUCAUGCCCCUGAUGACCUUUCAUAUGGGGUUGACAUGAAAUUUAUUAGAUGGUGUGGCAUUCUUCAGAGAAUAGGUCUUGUAUACUGUGUUGUUGCUCUAAUAGAGACAUUUACCUCCAAGAUUAGACCAACCACCCUAAAUCCUGGACAUCUAUCCAUUUUUACUGCCUAUAGAUGGCAAUGGUUUGGAGGAUUUGUUGCAUUUGUGAUUUACAUGGUCACAACAUUCAGCCUCUAUGUUCCAAAUUGGAGUUUUGUGGACUAUAAUGAGGAAAAGCCAAAGAGAUAUACAGUAAGUUUAUGCACCUCUUGA
Messenger RNA from Arachis ipaensis, 805 nucleotides. The record is from RefSeq and is a predicted model, not a curated record. Lineage: Eukaryota; Viridiplantae; Streptophyta; Magnoliopsida; Fabales; Fabaceae.